AGCAGCUAAGGUCGGAGCGGCGCACCAGGCUGCGGACGAGCUGGGGACCAGCUCGAGGACCUGCAAGCGGCACGAGCUCGCGGGCUGGCCGAGCCUGGAGUAUUUCCUAAGUGCAAUCUUGAACAUGGGUGGUGCUGUGAGUGCUGGUGAAGACAAUGACGAGCUGAUCGACAAUUUGAAAGAAGCACAGUAUAUCCGCACUGAGCUGGUGGAGCAGGCUUUCCGAGCAAUUGAUCGUGCAGAUUAUUAUCUUGAAGAAUUUAAAGAAAAUGCUUAUAAAGAUUUGGCAUGGAAGCAUGGAAACAUUCAUCUUUCAGCCCCGUGCAUCUACUCGGAGGUGAUGGAAGCCCUGGACCUGCAGCCUGGACUCUCGUUUCUGAACCUGGGCAGUGGCACUGGGUAUCUCAGCUCCAUGGUGGGCCUCAUUCUAGGACCUUUUGGUGUAAAUCAUGGGGUGGAACUUCAUUCAGAUGUGAUCGAGUAUGCAAAGCAGAAACUGGAUUUUUUCAUCAGAACAAGCGAAAGUUUUGACAAGUUUGACUUCUGUGAGCCUUCCUUUGUUACUGGCAAUUGCCUGGAGAUUUCUCCAGAUUGUUCUCAGUAUGAUCGAGUGUACUGUGGGGCUGGUGUGCAGAAAGAGCAUGAAGAAUAUAUGAAGAGUCUGCUCAAAGUGGGAGGCAUCCUUGUCAUGCCACUGGAAGAGAAGUUGACUAAGAUAACGCGCACAGGCCCUUCAGCUUGGGAAACCAAAAAGAUUCUGGCUGUUUCUUUUGCACCUCUGAUCCAGCCCUGCCAUUCAGAGUCAGGAAAAUCAAGACUUGUCCAGUUACCACCAGUGGCAGUUCGCAGUCUCCAGGACUUGGCUCGCAUUGCUAUCCGGGGCACCAUUAAAAAGGUCAUUCAUCAGGAAACAGUGAGCAAAAAUGGAAAUGGACUAAAGAACACUCCCAGGUUUAAACGAAGGAGAGUUCGCCGCCGUCGAAUGGAAACGAUUGUCUUUUUGGACAAAGAGGUCUUUGCCAGUCGGAUUUCCAACCCCUCUGAUGACAAUAGCUGUGAAGACCUGGAAGACGAGCGGCAGGAAGAAGAAGAGAAGACCCCGCCGGAAAGAAAGCCAGAUCCCCCUGUGAACUUCCUACGCCAGAAAGUCCUGAGCCUCCCUCUUCCAGAUCCCCUUAAAUACUAUUUGCUUUAUUACAGAGAAAAAUAGGUCUCCUGUUUGAGAAGGGAAGGGAGGAAGAGCAGAUUGCCAGGCCUGCUGUGUGUGCUGCCUGUCUGCUGUGGAGGGUCAUCUGGGAACAGGCGGCAUGGGCAAGGGUACUGCUGUACUGGCCACAUCAUAGUCUUCUUUUUCUAGUUCUUAAAUGUCCUCUACAAUUUUGAUUCAGUGGUGUGAUUUCUUUACGUAAUCCUAUAAGACCUACUCUGCAUAGAAGAAUGUUUCCCCAAAGUAGAGAGAAUCUUCCUUGAGAAGGGUGUUUCUUUCUCAACUCCAGUGAAACACUGAGGUGUGUGUGGUAGAGAGUGAUGACUCUUCCUUCACAGGAUGCACAUUUUAUGCGUUAAAAAUGAAAAUUUAAGGUGUAACUGACCUGUGUUACUUAUAAAGUGUGAAAACAACAGUUUAUAAAUGUAUAAAAUCUCUUUGGGGUAUGACACACCUAUGCCCAAGUUUGAAUUUUCUUUUAAUUACUGGCACAGAGUUUCACUGAACUUCUUAGUUCUCUAGAGGGGAAAACAUUAGUGAGAAGCCUUUGCUUAUUUUAAGUAAAUUAUUUAAGUCUCAUUUGUCAAUUGUAAAUUUUAAAAGGAAAAAUUGUGAUGAGGGAGGAAGAAUAAAAGAUCAAACUGCCAGAUGUCUUUUCUGGAAUUCCAAAAGAAUUUCAAGGAGUUGUUUUUUUCCCCUGACCCUUUUUUUUUUUUACCUUUAAAAGAACCACUGUCAAGUAAUCCUUAAAAGAGUAUCCUGAAAAAUGAAACAAAUUUUCUUCUGUGUGUUAGUAAUAAGCUAAAUUACUUUAACCCUAACCAUAGGGAUGAUUAUUUACCCAACUUUAAAGACCAUACGGGUUUCUAGGUGUUGACAUAUUCAAUCCUUAGAGCAGGUAGAAAAUAUUAAGAUGGCAGGAAAUAGAUUGGGGCCUAUAUUAUAGACAGCUUGUGUUUUUUAACUUCAGUUUGCUAUUUUUCUGUGACCAUAUUAGAGUACUGAUUCAUAGAUUUUAUCUUUUAUAAUUCUGGAGAAAAAAAGAUUUGUUAGUUUUGUAAUUUUUCUUAAGAACAAAUAUGAUUUAGUAGCUCUGUUACAUUAGCACUGCAUAACUCGCAGUGACUUGCGAAAUCAGUCUUCUCCAGGACUUAGUGUGUGGAGAGCUUUCUAUUUUAUCAAGUUACGGGGCUGGAAGAAAAGCAGUCUUUCUUGUAGUCGGAUAGCAAAAUGAUUUGAAGUUACAUUGCUUAUUCCAAAACAUUGAUUCUUUUUAAAACUUUUUUAAAAUCCAAAGACAAGAAUAAUAUAAAUUGUUAACAUUAAAUCUAAAUUCAGAGUGUUUAUGUAAGGUUAAGUAUCCAAAUUUUAUUAUUAACUUUAACCCUUAGGGUCUUGGAAGUUGCUGUGCUUCAACGUCUCUGUGGUUUCACCAGCUUAACUGAGUUCUGAUUAUUUUGAAUCUUUCCUAUCUUUUUUUAGUAACUGAAUCAUUUUUACCAUACAGUAUAGUCUGCAUGCAUAGCUGGGAAAAUGUGUAUAUUUCCCUAGAUUGGUGAAUUUAAGUUAUUUUAAGGAACAUUCAUAGUUAUCUUUUAAAGCAAAGUCAAGCUUGAUUCUUUCCAAGAGAAAUGCACGGUUUACAUUUACUUGCUAAUACUUUGUAGUUUGCAGAUCCUUGUUGACAUUCUUAUUGAUGUGUAGAGACUUCUACAUAACAGGGAAUUUUUUGGCACGAUAAUGAAUGAUAUCUGUGAAAUUUGUUGUAUUAGGUGGCUUGACUAAAUUUCUUCUAUAAGUGUAUAUGGGCUGUGUUUUUUUAUAAAUCACAUUUGCUUUUUUGCUGGAUUGCAAAAAUCAUUACAGUGCAUAAGAUAUGUUUUUUCCCCCUUAUAUGUUAAGCUUUUCCUAGCAUUUUGUAUUUCUAUGUUGUCAGUUUGUGAUUUUUAACCCAAAAUUUGGUUUAAAAAACAUGGUUGUAAUAUAUGUGAGAAAUGGUAUUUAUCUUAUAAAAAUAAAAGAAGAUUGUAAAUAAGUUGUCCUGUGCACCUGAUACUGGAAUUCAGUAUAAUAUAAUACACUGCUUUUUGUUUUUAGACAGACAGAUCAUACUAUUGUUUGUAUUGUCUGCAAGAUCUAUAUUGUAAACCACAUUCUUGCCAACUAUGUACUUUUAUGUUUUGAACAGUCUGUAUUUUAAUAUGUGACUUUUGUCUUGAAAAAUAGUAAAGCCAUAGACCUGUGGAAAACAAAUUUCAAAUUCAUAGAUAUUAAGUAUGUAAGAAUCAAAUAUGUACAUGAAAAUACUUUUGUUAUUCUAGACCUUACUAGGGAAAGAUCCAAGAAAUUAGGAAUGUGGAUUUUCAUGAGUUUAUAUACAUGGAUGAACAGAAAUGAUAUCAAUAAAGGUAGU
Molecule: messenger RNA, 3620 nt
Organism: Otolemur garnettii (small-eared galago)
Lineage: Eukaryota; Metazoa; Chordata; Mammalia; Primates; Galagidae
Gene: PCMTD2
Product: protein-L-isoaspartate (D-aspartate) O-methyltransferase domain containing 2
Exons: 6
Coding region: 125-1210 (361 amino acids)
Biological process (GO): protein modification process
Cellular component (GO): cytoplasm
Molecular function (GO): protein-L-isoaspartate (D-aspartate) O-methyltransferase activity
Source: RefSeq, a predicted model, not a curated record